Amblyraja radiata (thorny skate) is the source of this 3493-nucleotide messenger RNA. RefSeq names its product E4F transcription factor 1 (gene e4f1). Lineage: Eukaryota; Metazoa; Chordata; Chondrichthyes; Rajiformes; Rajidae. The record is from RefSeq and is a predicted model, not a curated record. Gene Ontology annotation, molecular function: DNA-binding transcription factor activity, RNA polymerase II-specific. Gene Ontology annotation, cellular component: nucleus. The transcript has 14 exons. Bases 95 to 2356 code for a protein of 753 amino acids. Gene Ontology annotation, biological process: regulation of transcription by RNA polymerase II.
GCGGCGUGCUGCGCUCCUCGGCUGGCUCCACCUUUGGCGGCAGGUCGUAAACCCGCCAUUUUGUGCUCCUUGCGACAAGUGAGAGGAAGUCCUGAUGAAUUCCGAGAAUACGGCAGACAGGCAACGAGCAGCGGCCCCGAGCGGCGGCGGCGGGGAGGAAGAAGAACAUGAUGUUCAUAAAUGUGGUCGAUGUCAGGCAGAAUUUUGCAGCCUGGAGGGGUUCAUUACUCACAAAUUGCAGAAAGCAUGCCAGCGGACCCAGGCUCCAUCCACAGGUGGUCCUGAGCUUCUCCAUGUCAACCAGGCAGUCUUUGAGGAAUCCGUCUCCUUGGACUCAGCAAUCACUCUUUCACAGUUGGUUGUGGCUUCCCUACCACAACCCGACGCAAACAGCAAAUCACACUCUGAUGAUGGGAGUACCAAGGAAUGUCAGAUCUCAGAAGAGCAAUUCUGUGAAUACACUCAGCUGCAGCAGAGUGAACAGCUCACCAAUGAAGAAACUGAUGGUCAGAAGAACUCGGAGGAAGAGGCUGAAAAGCAGAGAUAUGAGAUGGUUCUGACUGACGAAGGACGAUUCAUGUGUCAAGUCUGUGAAAAGACCUUCAAAACGGCUGUCAUCCUAAAGGCACACAUGGUUACCCAUAGUGACAAGAAGCCUUUCAAAUGCAAGAUAUGCGGGAUGGCUUUCAGAACCAAGGGAUCUUUAGUUAGACACAAUCGACGACACACAGAUGAGCGGCCGUAUAAGUGCAGAAUGUGUGGGAUGAGUUUUCGGGAAUCUGGAGCACUCACUCGCCACCUGAAAGCCAUCACUCCUUGUACAGAGAAAGUGAAGUUCCAGCAGAUGAAAUUAAUUUCGACAACCGGCCAGGAUGAAUCAGUGAAUAAACCUGAAACUGAAGAAGUAAAUACACAGAUAGAAGAGUUGGUUUCUACAACAGUACCAGAGUCUCCAGAAACAACAGCAAUGAUCAGUGUGCUUAUGAAUUCUGAAGGAAGCAUUGAGGAAGUGCAGGUUCAUAAUGUGAGCCAAGCUCUAGAUUCUGAAGUUGCACAGAAACUGCAGUCACCUGUUUCUACGGAGCUGGUUCCAGAGGAGACGACCAAUGAGAAUCUGAUCUGUCAGGCCAUGAGGAAUUCCGGGAUUGUCAUUGAAACGGUGACCAUCGGAGAUUCCCAGAAAUGCAUUGAAGAAUCUCAGUUGAGUGCUGAGGAAGGAACUGAAGAAGAUGCUCUGGAGGACGGUGUUGUGAUGGAAAAUGAUGAUAUGGCAGACUUAAAAAGUGAUAGCAACUGCAAACAGUUCAAGUGCCCUCACUGCAAUCGAGUGUUCCGUGGAUCUAGCUAUUUGCGCCUGCAUAUUAAAGCCCAUUUGGGAUACAAGCCUCACAGGUGUGAGCUGUGCGAGAAGGAAUUUAUGACGGCAUACAUUCUGAAGAAACACCUGGAAUCGCAUUACAAUGAGAGACGCUUCAAGUGUGGGGAGUGUGGCAAGCUUUAUAAGAGCAUUGCCCACGUGAAGGAGCACAUGAGGGCGCAUUCAGAUGACCGGCCGUACCUAUGCCCAGUAUGUGGGAAAAAAUACAAGACAAAGAAUGCGCAGCAAGUUCACCUGAGGACACACUCUGAGAACAAACCAUUUGCCUGUGACUUUUGUACUCGGGCGUUCCGAGAGAAAGGAUCUCUCAUCCGACAUGUGCGGCUUCAUACCGGAGAGAAGCCGUUUACGUGCUGUAAAUGUGGCCGAGGCUUUGCAGAACAUGGGACUCUCAACCGGCAUUUACGAGCCAAAGGUGGUUGUCAGGUUGGAUGUAAAGAGCUGGAUCAGGUUGAGGUAUCAUCUGGUGACCAGUCUGCUGAUAGCGUUGCUACAGCUAUCAUCACUGAUGACCCACAUACUGUACUGGUAGAGUUCUCCUCAAUGGUGGCGGACACACAGGAAUAUAUUAUCAAGACCCCUUCUGAAGAGACAGAAAGCAAUGAUGUGGGCACCCUAAACCAAAGCUCUAAGGUUGAUAGUCAGAUCAUGAAAGUUGUGCAGCAAAUCGUGAACCAGGCCAGCUCUGGCCAUCAGAUCAUCGUCCAAAAUGUUUCCAUGGAAGAAGGCACUGAACAAGGCACAGAUACAAUCACCAUUGCAACACCCGAUAGUCUCACUGAGCAGGUUGCAAUGACAUUGGCCUCCAGCAUUAGGGAAGGAGCAGUUCUAGCAACAGAAGGCAGCCUGGAGGCCAGUCAGGACACUAUUACCGUGGUGACGGCUGAUGAUAUUGCAAUGUUGGAAAACGCAGAUGAAUAUGUGAUAACUACAGAAGAUGGGGAGGUGGAAAUACAGACGGUGGUGGUGGGCGAAUAAGGGGUCAUCUGAAUUUUGCUGUACCCUACUCAGGGAAAAGAAAUAAUUCACAGGGUAGCUGCAGGAACCCGUACACAAGGACAUGAUGCCUGGUAUUCCAUGCAAGUGCUUGAGCUGCAGAGGGCUAAUUAUUACUUGUGUGUAAUAUUGUUGGGCAAAAGGCCUUCCUGCAACACUCUGGUUUACAAUGGAUUGUGCCAAGAUACCUGGUUGCUACAGGCUGAAUAUAUAUAUAUAUAUAUAUAGGGCUCAAGUCCUGAGGAGUUGCUGAUGAAUGUUGUUGGCUGGCAAGAAGAGGUCGUGGAAAAGUAGACUAUGCCUAGCUGAUGAGCUGGAUUAAUCCUGGUUAAUAGCUGGGCUUGUUUGUUUACAUUGUUAAAAGUUUUGCUUUUUUCUGCCCCAUUCCCCUAAUUUCAGCCAAACCCUUCUGUGUUCAAAAUUGGGUCCUGGUGUUUUUUAGACAAUGAGUUGUGGUUGCUCUAUGCAACGUGCUGCUGCGUUUAAUGCACUGCGUCUUCUUCUCCAUUUAAAAUGGCUUCUCUAUAAAGAGCAUUCAGAGAAUUUAUCAGUGUAGUAGCAGUCUGAAUCAGGAGGAUGGAUUCAUACUGCUACUUGAUGGGAAUUUGACAAUGUUUAGCAGCAGAAAGGUUUCCUGUGUGGAUUGCAUCCCUGUUCCUAGCUUGCCUAUUCUACAUAAAGUUGAUGAAAUUUGAAAAUGGAAGAACAAAAUUCUAAAUGCAAGAAGUAACUACAUGAAACGAUACAAUCUUUUAAGAAAGCAUUAUUUGACUUAUUCCAUUUAAAAAUGACCCAUGAAAUGUCUGUACCUUUGUAAGUUAUUGGUUCUUAAGAGCUACUGACACUGGGCACUUGCGUCACAUCUUGGAAAAGAUGCCGCCUAUGUCCACCCUAAACUCAGUACGGUAGGUGACAACCUUUGUCAUAUGUGGUCUUUUCUCUUAAAAUGUUUUUUUAUUUUUGAGCCUAGGAAUAUUUAGAAUGGCAAAGAAGCACACGAUAGUGCAACGUAGGUUCACGAGAUUAAUUCCCGGGACUGUCAUAUGUUGAAAGAAUGGAGCGACUGGGCUUGUAUACACUGGAAUUUAGAAGGAUGAGAGGGAAUCUUAUUGAAAUAUA